CGUGCGGGGCCUGGGGCUGCGCCUGCGCGGAGACCAACUCCCUGGCCCCGACGUCCGGCGCGCCGCCCCCACCCCAACCAACGGCCUCCCCCUCCCUCCUUGGAAACCGGCGCAGCUGGCGUGGAGGCUGCAGGGUGUGUGCUGGCAGGCGACCCGUGUGGCCUGCCUGCCUGUCUGCAAGCCUUCCUCCCAGAAGUCUGCGACCCCUUUUAAACUAUGGGAGACUCACCACCGGACCCUGAGCCCCCUACUCAGCAGUCUUCUAGCAGGAGGAGCUCCCAGGUCCUCCAGCCGCGCGGUCAGCAUUACAGUCAGGCUGGGCCCAUGGACCCCGGCAAGGUGCAGCACAUACCACCCCACGCCCAGCCCUGGCGGAGCAGUCUCCAGGACUGGUCACAGGGGGCCAGCCCGAGCCGACGUGAGAGCCUAACGAUGUUCCAGGCCCAGGAAGCCCAGCCCGGUGGCGUAAAGUACCCUCCCCAGAAUGUGGUCUUUACCUCAGAUGGCCAGCCCCGACAUUACCUGGACGAGGACAGGAUCCAGGCCUCCCGCCACGCCAGCCUAGUGCUGCAGCAGCUGCAGCAGGGCCGCAGCAGUCUCCUUCAGCAACUGGAGCCUGCCUACCAGGAGCCCCAGUCCGACCUCUUGGGCCAGUUCAACAUGUAUCAGAGAGAAGACCCGCAGUUCAGCCAGGGUGCCCAGCAUGGGCCCUACAUGAGAGAUGACCCAGCCCUCCAGUUCACACCCUCGGAGCCGCGCUUCAUGCCCUUCAGUAUGGAGGUGCUGGGGCCUGAGCCUCAGGAGCUGGCCAUACAGAAUGCCAAGGCCUACCUGCUGCAGACGAGCGUCAACUGCGACCUCAGCCUGUAUGAACACCUGGUGAACCUGCUGACCAAGAUCCUGAACCAGCGUCCCGAGGACCCCUUGUCCAUCCUGGAGUCGCUGAACCGAACCACGCAGUGGGAGUGGUUCCACCCCAAGCUGGACACGCUGCGGGAUGACCCCGAGCUGCAGGUGACCUAUGAGAUGGCUGAGAAGCAGAAGGCGCUGUUCGUCCGGAGUGGCAGUGUCGAGGAAGAACAGGAGAUGGAGGAGGAGGUGGUGGAGAUGGCGUUGCCCAACAUCAUGGAGGCUGCCUUCUACUUCCAACAGGCGGGUGUGGGCCUGAGCUCAGAUGAGAGUUUCCGCAUCUUCAUGGCCCUGAGGCAGCUGGUGGAGCAGCAGCCCGUUCGUACCUGCCGCUUCUGGGGCAAGAUCCUGGGGCUCAGUGGCAGCUACCUGGUGGCCGAGGUGGAAUUCCGGGAAGGUGAGGAGGUGGAGGUGGAGGAGGAGGAGACGACAGAGGGCGGUGAGGGCAUGGAGGCCCACGGCGAGGAGGGCGAGGAGGGCGAGGAGCAGGCCCCCGACACCGUCCCCAAGCCCGUGUGGAAGCCACCCCCCGCCAUCCCCAAGGAGGAGAGCCGCUCCGGCACCAAUAAGUACUUGUAUUUCGUUUGCAACGAGCCGGGCGGGCCGUGGACGCGGCUGCCACAUGUCACCCCCAGCCAGAUCGUGCAGGCCCGCCGGACCAGGAAGUUCUUCACCGGCCGCCUGGACGCGCCGGUCGUCAGCUACCCACCCUUUCCGGGCAACGAGGCCAACUACCUGCGGGCCCAGAUCGCCCGCAUCUCGGCCGCCACACACGUCAGCCCGCUCGGCUUCUACCAGUCCAACGAGGAGGAGGGCGACGAGGAGGAGGAGGGCGGCGUGGGGCGCGACUCCUAUGAGGAGAACCCGGACUUCGAGGGCAUUCCGGUGCUCGAGAUGGUGGACUCCAUGGCCAACUGGGUGCACCACACGCAGCACAUCCUGCCACAGGGCCGCUGCACUUGGGUGAACCCUUUGCAGAAGGAGGAGGAGGAGGAGGAGCUGGAAGAGGAGGAAGAGAAGGCCGAUGAGGGGCUAGAGGAGGUGGAGCGUGAAGUGGGGCCCCCGCUGCUGACGCCACUCUCAGAGGAUGCAAAAAUCAUGCACAUGUCACCCUGGACGGCCCGCGUAUCCUGCAGCAUCUGCCCACAGUACUCCGUGGCUGUCGUGAGCUCCAAUCUCUGGCCGGGCGCCUAUGCCUAUGCCAGUGGCAAGAAGUUUGAGAACAUCUACAUCGGCUGGGGCCACAAGUACAGUCCCGAGAACUUCAACCCACCCCUGCCACCCCCCAUUCAGAAAGAGUACCCCAGCAGCCCAGAGAUCAUGGAGAUCAGUGACCCCACAGUGGAGGAGGAGCAGGCCCUCAAGGCUGCCCAGGAGCAGGCCCUGGCAGCUGGGGAGGAAGAGGAGGAGGAGGAGGAGGACCUGGAUGACUGAAGCCCCGUAACCCUCUCCCCCAAGCAGGUAGAUGGAAAGUUUUCCCUUAUAGAUAGAGAGGUUUGGGUUGUUUUUCCAUUGCUGUUUUGCUUGAUGCCCCUGGAGGGCAGGCGUGGAAGACAAAGGCAGCUGCUCCCAAUAAA
Messenger RNA from Manis javanica (Malayan pangolin), 2486 nucleotides. RefSeq names its product radial spoke head 6 homolog A (gene RSPH6A). The record is from RefSeq and is a predicted model, not a curated record. Lineage: Eukaryota; Metazoa; Chordata; Mammalia; Pholidota; Manidae. Gene Ontology annotation, biological process: axoneme assembly; cilium assembly; cilium movement involved in cell motility. Gene Ontology annotation, cellular component: axoneme; radial spoke.